Molecule: messenger RNA, 571 nt
Organism: Prorocentrum cordatum
Lineage: Eukaryota; Dinophyceae; Prorocentrales; Prorocentraceae
Source: the annotation of a GenBank genome assembly
GAGCCGCCCGAUGACGGACAAGGAGCCGCCGGGGAAGGAGGAGACCCAGUUGCUGCGCAGGCGGGAGGUGGACCGCACAUCAAAGCGCCACCCGAUGAAGGAUCACCGCCGGAGAGUUGCAGCGCUCAGAAUCCGCACACGCCUGCCCGCGGAGAAGCAGGCCGCGGAGCUGCGCGCAGAGUUACAGGGCGACGCCCGGGCACACGCAGAGGACCUCGACCCGCUGGAGCUACAGAGCGCAGCAAUGGAGCGCGGCGGAGAGCUCGAGACGUUCUUCGCCAAGAUGCGCCGCGAGAGCGGCGAGGAGGUUAGCAAUUACGUCAAUCGCUUGGACUCGCAGGCAUCGAGGCUGAAGACGCUACAGAUGGAGUUCCCAGAUCAGGCGCUAGCCCGGUCGUUCAUGCGGCGGCUGGGUCUGCCGCCAGAUCGAGAGGCUGGAGUGCUCAACGCUAAUCAGAAUAAGUAUGAGCCCACGCCGCUGCAGAAGCAGACGCCACUCAACGCGAAGGACGCUCGAGCACUGGAUAAGUUCAACCCCCGGAGACCCGCACCAGCACAGCCCGCCAGAUGA